Messenger RNA from Ilex paraguariensis (yerba mate), 1332 nucleotides. Lineage: Eukaryota; Viridiplantae; Streptophyta; Magnoliopsida; Aquifoliales; Aquifoliaceae. The record is from the annotation of a GenBank genome assembly.
AUGGGAAGUGACCAGAAGAUGAAGAUUCAUGUGAAGGACUCCACCAUGGUCCGCCCUGCAGAACCCACCCCAGCCGAGAGGCUCUGGAACUCGAACCUAGACUUACUGGUGGCGAGAAUUCACCUCCUCACCGUCUACUUCUACAGACCAAAUGGGUCUGUCAACUUCUUUGAUUCUCGUGUUCUGAAGAACGCUCUGAGCAACGUUCUUGUCUCCUUUUACCCCAUGGCCGGAAGGUUAGGAAGAGACGAAGGGGGUCGGAUUGAGAUCAACUGUAAUGGAGAGGGUGUGUUGUUUGUUGAAGCCGAAACUGAUUCCGCCAUUGAUGACCUUGGUGAUGGCGACUUCACUCCAAGCUUGGAGCUCCGGCGGCUCAUUCCAGCUGUUGACUACUCCGGCGACAUCUCUUCCUAUCCACUGAUUGUUUUACAGGUAACCUAUUUCAAGUGUGGGGGUGUCUCUCUCGGAGCAGGGGUACACCACACUUUAUCAGAUGGUGUUUCCUCACUUCAUUUCAUCAACACGUGGUCGGACAUGGCACGCGGACUCUCCAUCGCCAUCCCACCAUUCAUUGACCGGACCCUCCUCCGUGCCCGGAACCCUCCUAGCCCGGCUUUCGACCAUGUAGAAUACCACCUGCCUCCUUCCCUAAACACCCACCUCGGAACCCCAGAACCCGAAUCAAGUCCUAAGGUUGUUUCUACAACCGUACACAAAAUCACACUUGAUCAACUCAACAAACUAAAAGCCAAAUCCAGAAACGAUGGCAACACAAAGGAGUUCAGCAGCUAUGCCAUACUAGCAGCACAUAUAUGGCGUUGUGCAGGCAAAGCACGGGGCCUCGAUCAAGAGCAAUUGACAAAGCUAUACACUGCCACAGAUGGCCGGUCCAGGUUGUGCCCUCCUCUCCCACCUGGCUACCUAGGCAAUGUUGUUUUCACCGCCACGCCCAUUGCUGUCUCCGGUGAUCUUGAAUCUGAGACAUUGUCAAACUCUGCAAAGAGAAUUCAUGACGCCUUAACAAGAAUGGACAAUGAGUAUUUGAGAUCAGCUCUGGAUUACCUGGAGGUGCAGCCUGAUAUAUCAGCUCUCGUUCGAGGGCCAAAGCAUUUCGUUAGCCCCAACCUGAACAUCAAUAGCUGGACUAGGCUGCCUGUGUAUGAUGCAGAUUUCGGGUGGGGGCGACCGAUCUUCAUGGGACCUGCAAGCAUACUAUACGAGGGUACAGUGUACAUAAUGCCAAGCCCAACCAAAGACAGGAGCUUGUCAUUGGCUGUGUGCUUGGAUGCCGACCACAUGCCACUCUUCCAGAAAUUCUUAUAUGACAUCUAG